AUGUAUAUUUUACAGUAAUCUACAGUAGUCUGGAUCUGAGUUUCCAAAAUUUUCAUUUUAUUUUAAAACUUUUUUGAAACAGUAAAUUUUUUUUUGUGAAAAUAAAAACGAAUUUCAAAAAAUUGUUUUUGAUUCAAAAAAUUUGGAAUUGAAAAUUCAAUCAUUUUUUUUUCUAACUAGGGUUUUCAAACUACAGUAACUACAGUACUUUCUCUAUUUCUCUAAUCCUCUUUCUCUCUCUCUCUUUCUCUCAACCAAUAUUAGUUUUUCGAAAUGUGUUUUCAUUUCGAUUUAUUUUAUAUUCCAUGCUAAUUAAGUUUUUCCCCAUUUGUUUCCAAAUAAAUUAGAAAAAAGUGGCGAAGGAACAGCAUAAUUGAAAUGUUUUGUUUUGAGAUUUUGAGGAAUUAUUUAAAGGGGGAAGAGUGUCAUAAAAUAAAAUGAUGGAUUAAUUUGGGAAAUUGGGAAAUUAGGUAUUAUUUUAGGGGAAUUGGGGACGUUUUCUUUAAUUUUGUUGAAUUCUUGAAUUUUCCAGAAGCAUUGUCAUGAAAUAACAUUCUUGAGUAUUUUUUGAUUAAAAUGGAUGAAUUGAAAAAGUCCCAACCAUUGAAAACUUGAAAAUUCUCUGAAACAGUGAAUUUUUAUUGCAAAAACAUGUUUCAUAUCGACAUAAAUUGAAAUGAGAUUGAACCUGAAAAUUCUGGAUGAUUUUUGAAACAAUGAUUUGAAAAAUUAAAAUAGUAAAUUAUUUUCGAGAAGAAGGAAAGAAAUUUCGAAACCAGAAAAAUAUUUUUGAAACAUUUUUGAAACAGGGAAUUUUUUCCAGGGAACAUUUUGUGGUCACUAAGUUUUGUUAUUCAAAUAGUGAAUUUUUCCACAAAAAUUUUUUUAUCUCAAAUAUGAAUACAUCAAGAAAUAUACUAUAACUCUUCUAGAUUGCUGUACCUUUAAUACCGGCUUACUGUAUUCGAAUUUUCAGGUUUUUUCAGAUGUUAAAUUCCCAAUUUCCUUGUAUUUUUGCUUCUCAUUUUUGCUCUAACCGUCUGCGUUUCCCCUCUCAAUUUCGCGCAAUUAAAACGUGGUGCUAAUUAAAAAAACGGGGUGGCAUAAAGUUGUAAUAAGUCACUUCUUCUCACUCACUCAAAAACAUAUGUUACUUCAAUUUUUAUUUCAUUUCGAGCUCAUCAUAAACUGAGAGCAAUUAAAAAGCAACAUUAUGUUGCCAAUAUUUAUUAUACUAGCAAAAAUAAUAAGGAGGAAAAAAAGGCAUCAAGUUUUAUGACAUGAGAAGAAACAACAAAAAAAGGCAAGAAAAUUAUGAGACAAUAUAGGGAUAGCACUAAUUUUUAGUGGAGUUUUUUGGGGGUUGAAAAGCUUUUAGCCUUAGGCUUACAAGAGAACUGUUCUAAUGUUUACUCUGGAAUUUUAAUGAAAUAUAUUUUUAAUUAAAAACAAAAAAGGUUUUUUCGCAAAAAAAACCCACUGUUUCAAAAAUUCAUAAAAUUUUUUAAACAAACUUAAAAAUUUAAUCUUUUAAAAAACUACUGUUUCAAAUUUUUUUUAAAAAAUUUCAAUAAUGUUUUUAUUUUAUUUCUUCUGCGACUUUGACUCAAAUUUUGCAGCCCGAAAAUUUAUCUAAUUUUCAAACAUUAAACCUUGAUCCCCCAAAAUUUCUCGACAAAAUCCAGUUUUCUUCUCUUCUCGCUGUCUUACGCCAUCCUAUUUUUUCUGAUAAAAACCUGCCAUUUCCUGGAUUUCUUUCAAGUUUUCUAAUCAUUUUCAUUUUUUUCUCGAAAAUGAAAAAGGCUUUUCCUAUUUUUACCUUUAUUCCUUUUAAAUCUAAAUUUUUCAAUAAUUAGUGCUCAAGGUAAUUAACUAAUCAAUUUUGAUACUUCAAAAUGAACAUUUUCAGAGGUUCCAACAUUGACAGCUACAGUACUUGGCGGUGAUUUGGAACCUUUUGAUAUUCCGCUGGAAGAAUUGGAAAAGGAUACGAAACAGGUUACAACUUUGGCUGAGCAAUGUAAACGAUUUGUGAAUCAUUAUAGGUACGGUAGGAGGAAUUUGGGGUUUUUAGAGCUACAAAAUAUGCGCCAGCAAAAAUUCACACACGUCUCUAAAUUUUCAUCUACAGAAAAUGCGUCAGUAAAACUUCGAGUUACAAAAUUCACGUCAGCAAAACAAUCAUUGACGCCAUUCUUGCAGAUACUAUUGCCGUAGAUCAAAUCUCGCCACAUACAACGAGGAAAUUCGAAUAAUUUGCGAAAGAUAUCGAAACUAUUGUUCAGAUCGAAUUUAUCCCGCUAUCAAUUAUGUGAGUUCAAGAAAAAAAAGCUGAAAAUUCCAGAAAAUUUCAGCUUCGUCGUCAAAAAGAAUUUUAUGAUAAGGCGGGAGUUCCAAAAGCCACGCAAAAAGUGAUGAAUUCGUGUUUUUCGCAUUGCAAAGAGACAGAUCCGGUGUGGGUUUUUGGGGGUUUUUUUUGAGAAAAAAAAGUCCCAAAAAUAAAAAAAAAUUUUCAGCUGCGUGAAUUCUUGCGAAUGUCUUCACCUUCAAUGGAUGAUGAAUUACGAAUGUUAUCCAGGAACCCGUGCUCCAGCCUACAAUAAUUGUCAAAGAUGGGCGGCAAAAUGUCGUGGAAUCUGGAAACCUCGUCAAGAUUACACACCAGCAGAUUACCGUGACAUGGCUCCACCUCCAAUUGUUCGUGGUGUAUUCUAUGGUUAUGAUGGUCUUGCAACACAUCGAACAUUCGAUCGACCACGUGAUCACGGAGUAUCGUUCUGGCGCGGUACAAAUACUGUGCUUAUUGAUUGGCCAGAAGGAAAAGUUGCUGGCGGAACGACGUAUGAAGUUCCGUUUGCUGGUGUUAAUGUUAUUCCGAAUCAAUUCAAUAUUGGUUUUCCCAAUAUUCAGAGAGCAAUGCGGGAAUUCACAAAGUUAGUUGAGCUAUGACGUCGCAAAAAAUUUGAUUUCCAAUUUUCAGACAAAAUCCAGAUCCUCUAAAUCCUGGAACCGGACGAAUGGCUGCAGUUCAACGCUACUAA
Molecule: messenger RNA, 3041 nt
Organism: Caenorhabditis angaria
Lineage: Eukaryota; Metazoa; Nematoda; Chromadorea; Rhabditida; Rhabditidae
Source: the annotation of a GenBank genome assembly